AUGGACCAUUUCCCGGGAACCUGGGGCCGCCCCAGAAACGAUGUCUACGGAGCUUACGAUCCUUCAUACCUUCAAACAACCGGCCCAAAGACACAUACUUCAUCGCCAGCGGUGACUGGAACGUCAGUCAUUGGUGUGAAAUUUAACGGCGGUGUCGUCCUGGCUACAGACAACUUAGCAUCCUACGGAUCCCUGGCUCGCUUUACCGAUGUAAAGCGUCUACGUGUAUUCGGCGAGAAGGCCGUAGUCGGCUUCGGUGGAGAUGUAUCCGACAUGCAAUACAUCGACCGUCUCCUUGAAUCCAUCGAUAUCAGAGAAAACUACUCAUCCCACGGAAACAUGCUUAAUGCCAAAAACCUGCACACCUACCUCGCCAAGGUGUUCUAUAAGCGCCGCUCCGAGUUCAACCCUCUGUGGAACCAUGUUCUCGUCGCAGGCUUUGACGCGGAGGGCAAGCCCUUCCUCAGCUCAGCAGACCUUCUGGGUACAACUUUCUCCGCUCCUCACCUUGCCACUGGAUUUGGUGCCCAUCUUGCUGUUCCUAUUCUGCGACGACUGUUCCCCGAAGAGACUCCCAUUGAAAACAUCAGUCGAGAGCAGGCUGUCUCAGCUUUGAAAGAUUGCUUGAAGGUUCUGUUCUACCGUGAUGCACGCAGUAUCGACAAAUACUCCAUAGCAGUGGUUACUCAGGAGGGCAUUGAGCUGAAGGAGGAUGAGCAGAUCGAAGGACAGAGCUGGGCGUUCGCAGAGAGAAUUAAGGGUUAUGGUGCCCAGACAAACUAA
Molecule: messenger RNA, 783 nt
Organism: Penicillium angulare
Lineage: Eukaryota; Fungi; Ascomycota; Eurotiomycetes; Eurotiales; Aspergillaceae
Gene: pre4
Product: proteasome core particle subunit beta 7
Exons: 3
Coding region: 1-783 (260 amino acids)
Cellular component (GO): proteasome core complex
Source: RefSeq, a predicted model, not a curated record